AUGCUUGGAGCAUCCACAGCAGACGCGCAUGAACUGAGACUCUCGCCAUUGCGCGGCCUGACGCCUCGUAUCUUAGACUUUUUGUUCCGGAGACUCGCAGCACUGGCACGAGAGCGCAACGCUGCGUUCUACUGUGGAGAAGGAGAGGAUCGCGCUCUGCAGUACACACUGGCAUGUUCGUACUUGGAGAUUUACAACGAGAAGGUCUUUGACUUGCUGGAACCUACAGGCUCCGUUGCCGCUCAACAGCCGAAAAGUCUUCGAGAAGAUCGCAAUAAAGAGGUUUAUGUGGACCAACUACGUGAGAUCGACGUGGGAAGUGAGGAAGAAGCGCUGACGUUGCUGCAGCUGGGCUCCCAGAACCGUCACAUCUCGUCAACAGAUAUGAAUCGCGAGAGCUCACGCUCACACGCGGUUUUCUCGGUGAAAUUGGUGUUGGAGGAGCGCACGUCGGCUGGUGUGAAGCGUACACGUCGCUCUUGCUUGCAUUUGGUGGAUCUGGCAGGUAGCGAGAAGCAGCGACAGACGCGAGUGCAUGGCAAACGACUGAAGGAGGCAGCACAGAUCAACAAGUCCCUAUCAGCGCUGGGUAACGUGAUCAUGGCGCUGGUUGACGUCAGUAACGGCCAAAAGAGACACGUGCACUACCGCGACUCGAAGCUUACGUUCCUUCUGCGUGACGCUCUGGGUGGCAACGCUAUCACGAGCAUUGUGGCUACCAUUUCGCCCGAAGAAAAGUACUUCACGGAGACGCUGAGCACGCUGAAAUUCGCCCAACGCGCCAAGUUUAUCAAGAACAAUGCCGUACAGAACGAGGAUGCCGACUCGCUGGUCCCUGUGCUGAAAGAGCAGAUCGAGAAGUUGAUGCAAGAGAUCGCCACCUUACGUAGCAGCGCUGAAGCUCAAGCUCAAGCUCAGGAGAAGAAGCAGAAUCGAUGGGAACCAGCGUUAGAUAUGAUGCAGAAGCUACUACGUUCAAGUGGCGCGAUGGCUCCUGUGGAUAUUGCAGAGAACGAAGAGGAACCUCAGCAACAAGAGCGUGACGUCGUGGAAGUUCGUUGUGAUCGACUUGAAAUGCUGCUGUACCGCAUGAUUUGUCGCUUUGAGGAGUACAAGGAGGUGACGUUUGACCCGGAUCGCUACAAGCUCAGUCGACGGCCACACCAACUGAAGCCGAGUAAGCUUCAAGCUCCACGGAUGUCGAUGCUGCCCACACCCAAGCGGUACGGUGCUGCUGCGCGUUACCAUCAUGUAGACAACCAGGAGCACUCUGCUGACGACGACGAGAAUGCCGCUGCUCUGGCUGCAGCUGAGAAACGAGAACGUGAGCUGCACAAGAAGGUCCAGGAACAGCAGAAUCGAGUCGACGAACUUCUGCAACGGUCACAAGAAGCUGAGGCGGAGAAUGAUCUGAUCCGUCACGAGCUUUGUGAGCUGCUAGAGUGGAAGGCCUUUGUGGAGGAAGAGCGACGUCGGGUUAGUGAUGCUGAGACACCCAUUCUGGAAGCGUCCACUGUACCCAGCGAGGAGAUGCAGGAGAUGCAGGAAAUGCUCAACGUGUACCGCUCGCUGUUUGAUGAAGUCACGGAGUUGAUGUACACGAAGAGGCCAAUACUGUGCAGUCCACCGAGUCCGAAGUCCGGCUCUUCGGUGGUCACGGACUCGAACUCGACUAGUUACGCUUCUGGGGAUGAGGAUGAAGCCGGUGACGACUGCAUGUCGAUGGAUGGCUUCGAUGCCAGUGAAGAUGGCGAAGGAGGCGUCAGCGAUACGUACCGAGAGAUCCGUCGUGUGAACGCGCUGAGUUCACGUCUUGGACGGAAGCUUGACUUGUAUCAGGACACGAUCCAGCGUCUAGAGAAAGAGCUGCAGACCACGCAAGACGAGCUGGAGACGUCCAGUGCCGCUACGAAAUUCGCAGAGUUCCAGCUCCAACAGCUGCGAACUUUGGCAGCUGAUGAGGAAGCCAAGCAGACGCAGGCUGAGAAUGAACUGCGGGAAAAGCUGGAGCAAUUGGAACAAACUGUGCGCUCUCAACGCGACGAAAUGGCGCAGGUGCUCGAUGAGAAGGCUGCAGAGGAUGCUCGUGCGUUGGAACAUGAGCAGCAGGCAGCUCGACGUGAAGUUGAGCGUCUGGAACACAGUCUACGCAACAGCAGCGAGUCAGGAGAGGACGAAAACGACAAGCAGCAGCUUGCGAACGCUCUCCAGGCAGCUCAAAAACGCAUUGAAGAUCUGGAGCGAGAGAUAAAGGCUUCACAAUCCACUAUAUCAGUUUCGGAGAUGAAGGCACCCAGUGACGAGACUCCAGUACAACUCCAGACGUUGCUGGAUCGUGCGCUGGAGGACAACGCGAAGCUCUUAGAAACGGUGCGUGACCUGCAAGGUAAGCGGCAACGUAGUGGCGCCAAUCUUCAGUUGCUUUCUUCUUUGCUGGCGGCGGCUGCGGGGGACGAGAAGAAAGCUGAGAAUGCGAGCGAGGAUAGCAAAGCCGACGAGUUGACUCAUUUACGGCGUGAAAUUGCCACGUUGCGACUUCAACGAUCUGGAUCCGACAUCACCGACUUGAACGCCCAUGGAGUGGACACGGAGGCUCUCGCAAAAGUAAGUAAGUGGUUGUAG
Molecule: messenger RNA, 2622 nt
Organism: Phytophthora infestans T30-4
Lineage: Eukaryota; Oomycota; Peronosporomycetes; Peronosporales; Peronosporaceae
Product: kinesin-like protein
Exons: 3
Coding region: 1-2622 (873 amino acids)
Biological process (GO): microtubule-based movement
Molecular function (GO): microtubule motor activity; ATP binding; microtubule binding
Source: RefSeq, a predicted model, not a curated record